AUGCCUGACGAACUAGAGGAACGGCUCAAAAGCCAUGCACGUGCCUUUGACAGUCUUCUGUCUUUGAUCCCUGCGAAGUUAUACUAUGGUGAAGAUGUCAGCGAUCAAUGGCAGCGAAAAAAGCAAACACCAGAGCAAAAGCGAGCGGCCAAGAUGGCAAAACUCGAUCCCGACAAUUGGAAAAGUGCUAAAGAUGUCAUGGACGAACGAGCUGCCUUGAAGCGGAAGCGGGAGUCUGAUAACGAAGAAGACGAAGCAGAUCCAAGUAUCCUAGAAAAACCCGGCAUGGAACAACCUAAAGCAGCCCCAACCGCGCAGGCUGCUAAGGUCAAGAAGCAAAAAAUUGAGACCAAGGCCACAACGCAGCCGGACAGCGAAGAGAAGGAAACCGAGGAAGACAUCAGACGUCGAAAGGCACUCCAAAGAGCCGAGAAACGAGCACUGAAGAGUGAGUUGAAAGCACAGGCAAAGGAGAAAAAAGAACGACAAAAGGCCAAGAAGAAUGGAACAGAGCAGGAUGGACAGUCAAUACCAAGGGAGGUACAGCUGAAAGAGCCCAUCGAUCUAAAGUCACAACCCUUGGUAAACGACGAUCAAGCCUCCACCGCCUCUUCUGAAGAGGAACUACCAGAGAUUUUCUCCCCACCGCACGAGUCCACCACAUCAUCAACAUCAUCCAUUCUACCAUCAACUCUCGACGAGCCCAUCAAACCUCAACUCUCCAAUCUACAAAUCCCUUCAGCACCUAGUGAUGAGACCAGCUCCAAGAACACGUCCGCCUCAGGAACACCUCGCGAGAGACUACAAGAGGCCAUUCAGCGACUUCGAGCAGAGCGUAAGGCGGACAAAGACGACGCUCGCGGCCCCAAGAAUCGACAGGAACUCCUGGAACAACGACGCAAAAAGGAAGAAGAGCGCAAGGCCGCCAAGAAAGAGCAAAAGCGACGAGAAAAGGAAGAAGAGGCACGUCGACAGGAUGAAGAGAUCGCCCGCCGCUUCUCACCAGGAGGUUCGGGUUCGCUACUGGCGUCUCCUCGCUCUCCUCAAGUCGGUGACAAUGGUCCCAGCACCAACUUCAGCUUUGGUCGCAUCGCCUUCGAUGACGGCACACAAUUCGACCCAUCGUCCUCCACGGUAGUCGAAGACCAUAAGAAGAAGGGACCUCGAGACACCGCUUCAGAACUCAAAGCCGCCAUGGCCAAGAAGCAGCGACUAGCCGGCCUGGACGAGGACAAGCGCAAGGAGAUCGCGGAGAAGGACAUGUGGCUGAACGCCAAGAAACGUGCCCAUGGUGAACAUGUCCGGGAUGAUACAAGUCUGCUCAAAAAGGCCCUGAAAAGACAGCAGGGUCAAAAGAAGAAGAGCGAGAAGGAAUGGACGGAACGCCUCGAGGGUGUUCAGAAGGCACAGUACGCCAAGCAAAAGAAACGAGUCGACAAUUUGGCCAAGAGGAAGGAUGAGAAGGGCUCUCACGGGAAAUCGAAGAAAAGACCUGGAUUCGAGGGUAGUUUCAAGGGCAGAACUGGUGGAAAGAAGAAGUAA
Exophiala viscosa is the source of this 1542-nucleotide messenger RNA. RefSeq names its product surfeit locus protein 6-domain-containing protein. Bases 1 to 1542 code for a protein of 513 amino acids. Gene Ontology annotation, cellular component: nucleolus. Gene Ontology annotation, biological process: ribosomal large subunit biogenesis; ribosomal small subunit biogenesis. Gene Ontology annotation, molecular function: RNA binding; DNA binding. The record is from RefSeq and is a predicted model, not a curated record. NCBI's taxonomy places the organism in Eukaryota, Fungi, Ascomycota, Eurotiomycetes, Chaetothyriales, Herpotrichiellaceae. The transcript has 3 exons.